Xenopus tropicalis (tropical clawed frog) is the source of this 4418-nucleotide messenger RNA. RefSeq names its product formin like 1 (gene fmnl1). Gene Ontology annotation, cellular component: cytoskeleton. Gene Ontology annotation, biological process: cytoskeleton organization; regulation of cell morphogenesis; actin cytoskeleton organization. Gene Ontology annotation, molecular function: actin binding; small GTPase binding. The record is from RefSeq and is marked provisional. Lineage: Eukaryota; Metazoa; Chordata; Amphibia; Anura; Pipidae.
AACCGAUGGUGUUGCCUCUGGACUUGGAUGUAAAUGGAGUAACUGCAGAGUCUGCAAGUGAUGCCAUUAUUGGCAGUUUCACUUCUAUACUGCUUCCCAAUGCACUUUAUUUUAUGAGAAUUUAGCAUCUAUUCUGCUGUGACUUUCUGUUCUCUGGGUGGUUCCUCAAGUUGUGGUGGCAAGUAAAUCGGAAGCUGGGUGUGUGCCACCUGAAAGUCACCGUUGAUACUGCUUUGAUUUGAUCUGUAGUUUUUGCCCCAUCUUCUGCCCCCACGUACAGGUGCUCAGGCUGGAUUUUGGACUGCUAAAGCGCGGAGCGGACUGGAUCAUGGGGAAUGCAGCCGGAAGCCUGGAUAUGUUCCAGGCCCGGGAUACAAGGGGACAGUCCACUUCUGGGACUCCACCACAAAAACAGAAAGAAGGGACACCUUCCAAACUACCAAGGCCAAAUUCAGUAGAGCUGGAACAGAGAUUCAAUGUGGUUUUGAAUGCCAUGAAUCUUCCACCAGACAAGAUUCAGGUUCUGCGCCAAUAUGACCAAGACAAGAAGUGGGAACUAGUAUGUGAUCAGGAGCGCUUUCAAGUGAAGAACCCACCAGCAGCAUACAUCCAGAAACUGAGGAGCUAUCUGGACACAGGAGGGAUCAGUAGAAAGUUCAAGAGACGGGUCCAGGAAUCCACUCAGGUACUGAGAGAACUGGAGAUCUCCUUGAGAACCAAUCAUAUUGGAUGGGUAGAGGAAUUUCUGAGCCCAGAGGUUGGAGGACUGGAUGCAUUGGUGGAAUAUCUGUCCUAUGCUCAGGGUUCUUGCCCGAUUGAUACAGAAUGUUCUGACAAUGGAACCCCAGAGAAAUCAAAAUCAUUGCAGCGUUCCCUAGAGGACAUUAACAAGAGUAGUUCAUCACCAUCACCCACAAACACCCCAUCUCGGUCAAGAAACCUUACAGCCAGAUACAACCUGCACAGUCGGUCUACAAUGAGAAAUACAAAACAUGCAAAUAUGAAAGAUGAUGUACAUGUGUGUAUCAUGUGCCUGCGGGCCAUCAUGAACUACCAGUCAGGGUUCAGUAUGGUGAUGUCACACUCAUCAUGUGUCAAUAAAAUCACACUCAGUCUCAGCAACAAGAAUCCUCGGACUAAGGCCCUUGUUCUGGAGCUCCUAGCAGCUGUCUGUUUGGUCCGAGGAGGACAUGAGUUAAUACUCUCAGCUUUCAACUAUUUCAUGGAGAUGUGUGGGGAAGGUGCUCGCUUUGAGAAACUCAUGGAAUAUUUCCGUACAGAAGAUUCUAACAUUGAUUUUAUGGUGGCAUGUAUGCAGUUCAUCAAUAUUGUGGUACAUUCAGUGAAGAAUAUGAAUUUCCGGGUCUUCCUGCAGUAUGAGUUUACCCUGCUAGGACUGGAUGAGUAUCUUGAGAUUCUUAAGAACACAGAGAGUGAGCGGCUCCAGGUUCAGAUCCAGGCCUAUCUCGAUAACAUUUUUGAUGUAAACAGUCUCCUGGAAGAUACAGACACUAAGAAUGAAAUGCUGGAACAUGUAGAGGACCUUCAAGAACACUUGACUCGUGUCACAGAGAAACUGCAGCUAACGGAAAAUGAAUAUGUAAGGAGAGUGGCUGAAUUGGAAAAACAGCUAGACCAAUGCCGCCGUGAGAUGAGCUCCGCCAAGGAGAAGCUCGUUGUACAAGCACCCCAGGUGACCCAAAAUAUUGUGCAAAGGACAGAACUUGUGAAGCGUAGUGUUCUCUGGGUGGAACCUGCAGGGGAUACUUGUACAGAGGAAAUUUCUGACAAUACAUUCACCUCUGAUUUACCUUCUGCUGCCAGUACCCCUCCACUAUCCCCAUCUGCCAUCAGAAUCACACUGAUAUCGCCUUCAGUAACAAGUACAGAUGCUUUAUCCAGCAGAGGCAAUUCUCCUAGAUCCACUACACCUCCUGCUCUUCUGCCCUCCCUACCAGAAUCAUCAGAGAUCUUCUCAAUCCCUGCCCCCUCUCCAGUGCCUAGUUCAGAAGAUUCAUCUGACACUGCCCUAAAAGCAUCUAAGGUCAAUCCAGUUCCAUCCCCUCCAAGCAUAAUAGACCAAACUCAGACUUCUAAUGCCCAGUCCCUUUCUAGAACACAUGAUGAAAGUCCUCCUCCUCCACCACCUCCACCUCUUCCAUCAAUAGCUGAAAUACCCCCUCCCCCACCCCUACCUAUGUCGGCUGAUGUUCCACCUCCUCCACCUUUACCUGAAUUAUCAGGCAUACCACCACCACCUCCUCUCCCAAUGGGGGAACAAGGUGCUCCACCUCCUCCUCCCUCAAUGGGGGCACCAGGUGUUCCACCUCCUCCUCCUCCUCCUCCCUCUGGCUUUGGACCUGCCCCACCACCUCCUCCAGGUGGUCAACCAGCAGCCACAUUAAACACAGGUGUGAGUAUUAAGAAGCCAAUACAAACUAAGCUAAGGAUGCAAGUCCUCAAUUGGGUAGCACUGAAACCAACACAGAUCAAUGGCACGGUCUUCACACAUCUGAAUGAUGAGAAGGUCUUGCAGGAACUUGAUAUGAGUGACUUUGAGGAAAACUUCAAAACAAAGGCCCAGGGUCCAAGUCAGACCACAUUCUCCAUGAAGGUCAAGGCUGCUCAAAACCAGCCAAACAAAGUAUCCCUUAUUGAAACAAAUCGGGCAAAGAACCUGGCCAUCACUCUCAGGAAAGGAGGUCUGAGUCCAGAAGCCAUUACCUCUGCUAUCCAAAAGUACGACAUGCAAGCUUUUAACAUGGAUUUCCUAGAGCUCCUAGCCAGGUUUCUGCCUACAGACUGGGAGAGGCAGCAGAUCUCACGAUACUGCCGUGAUCAAAAGCCCCUUGAUGACUUAACUGCAGAGGAUCGUUUCAUGGUCCAUCUUUGCUCCAUCCCCAGGCUGGCUGAGAGAGUGAACACCAUGACAUUCAUGGCCAACUUUCCCGAUAUGGCAUCUCGUCUUAAACCACAAUUGGAUGCUUUGAUUGCUGCCUCCAUGUCGAUCAAAUCCUCCGACAAGCUAAAAGGGAUUUUAGAGCUGGUCCUGGCUUUUGGGAAUUACAUGAACAGCAGUAAGAGAGGAGCAGCAUAUGGAUUCCGACUGCAGUCCCUUGAUGUGCUGCUGGAAACAAAGUCGACGGAUCGCAAACAGACCUUGCUGCAUUAUAUGAUACGCGUGAUCUGUGAGAAAUAUUCCCAUUUAUCCAACUUCUAUUGCGAUCUAAACUUCAUGGACAAGGCUGCCACAGUCUCUCUGGAUUCAGUGUUGGCCGACGUAAAAUCCCUGCAGGCUGGAAUGGAACAAGUGCAAAAAGAGUUUACAAAGCAGGAUGACUGUCUCAUUCUAAAAGACUUCAUCAAAUCUAACAUGGAUUCACUGAAGCAACUGUCAGCGGACGCUAAGACUGCUCAGGAAGCCUAUGAUGCUGCUGUUGGAUAUUUUGGGGAGAAUGCCAAGACCACUCCACCGUCAACCUUCUUCCCCAUCUUUGUGCGAUUCAUUAAAGCUUACAAGCAAGCUGAACAGGACCUGGAAACAUGGAAGAAGCAGGAGUCCGCAGUCCAGGAGGCGAAGCCAGAAACUGCCGGGAAACAAGCGCCACAGUCCCCAGUAGUAAAAAGUUUGCGGCCACAGGUUAAUCUAAUGGCUGAAUUGAACAAGAAACUGCAGACAAAGGAACCACGCGUUUAUGAGCAGAACUGGGCCAUAGAGGAUAUUAUCACUGAUCUCAGGAACCAACCCUACAGACGGACAGACGUGGGAAGGCGGAGUGGAAAGAAGCAGAACAGUGGGCAGCCAUUGAACACCCCUGAUAUACAAGUCUAGGUGACAGCUCAAGCAUCAAGGAAACCAAUAUCUGUUGAAAUCAAUGGCAAUGUGCUGGAAAUCAAGGGGCUGGAAAGAACAACAUCACCAAAUAUAUGAAUAAAUCAAGUAAACAUCUGCCAAACACUGAAAGGAGUAUUUUCUAGUGGAAUAAAGGGUAUAAAGCAAUUAUUCAAAUAUCCUUAUUCAAUUGCUUACUCUUCUAUAGACUGUAUGCAUACUCCAAGCUAGCAAAGUGUAUUGCCAGUAACCGCACCGCUACAUGAGCCAGGCUAACUGAGGCAGAGAGUCAAGUGCCUGUAGCUCUGCUUCACUGUCAAGCAAUGAUCUACGGGGCAUUAGGGAAUUGACUGAGCUGGCUGUGCUUAGCACUGUAAUGUACAAAUGCAGACAAAUAAACAAAGGACAAGGAAAAAAAUGACUUUGCGUGGACCUGACUACUGACUGUAACGUUGUACACCCAAGGUGAGUCGGCAAAGCUUCCUGAUGAACUUACUGUACAAGAUCCAAAAGAGUACUCUCAAUUUAUAAACUUUUUUGAAACAUUUUGUAAUAAUUUGUAUUGAAUAAUAAAAUAUUCAAAGCA